GGCAUGAGAAAGAGACUGAGGCAGAGCCGGUGAGAGAAGGGUAGAAAAAGAGGAAGAGAAAGGGAGAGUGAAGGAGGAGGAAAAGAGAAAACGAGGAAGAGGAAGGAAAAACCUUGUUCCUCUUCAGAAUGGUUCAUCUUUUGGCCGGCGUGGAUGACUAGGCUGGGACCAGAGAUGCUGCUCCUCAUCGUCCUUGGUUGCCUGAUGGCUGCUUUCUCAGGCCAGAUCUCUCCAACCCCUCCUGCAUUAUCUGAAAAGCUGGACAACUUCCAUGGCACGGGAAACUCAACGUCAGAAUUUGGAAAGAAGUCUGUCCGUUUGGUGACUGGAACCAGCUCUUGCAAUGGGACACUGCAGGUCAAGAUUUCAGGAUCCUGGCAUCCUGUCUGUAAGGACUCCUGGAGCAACAUGGCCAGCCUUGCUGUCUGCAGAGAGCUGAGUUGUUGGAAGAUGGAGCCAAUAGAGUCUGUUGCUGGGACACCUGCUCCAGAGGAACCAAAGCAUCUCCCUGUGGGUAACUGGAGUGUGACCCUCAAUGAUACAUGGGCCUUCUCUCUGAGGUCUGUGACCUGUGACAAAGGAGAGUGGAAGACCUGCAAGGUGCAGUCCGAUGUAUGUUCCAAUGGGACGCCAACCAAGGUCAACUGUGAAGAAGUCCAUGCUGUGCGGCUGAUGGAUGGAGGUAGUCGCUGUGCCGGUAGGGUAGAGCUGAAGGACAAAGGCUCCUGGGGGACUGUGUGUGAUGACGCCUGGGACCUGAAUGAUGCCAUGGUGGUGUGCCAACAGCUGGGCUGUGGUAGGGCUGUAGACAUCCCAGGGGCCUCAGUCUUCCAGAAGGGCAAAGGACCUAUCCACCUGGAUGAGGUGAAUUGCUCUGGGACUGAGCUCUCCCUGUGGGAGUGCCCUGCCCAGAGAGAUCAUGACUGUCAUCACAAAGAGGAUGCCGGUGUGGUUUGCUCAGACUCCCUAAGUCAGAAUACGUCAUGGAUUCCUGAGGUCACCUCCAAUUCUCAGCUGCCCACAGCAGCAUCCCCUGUGCCUUUGGGAAUACAAAAGAAUGAAUUUCGGGAGCGCAUCCUCCUCAUCCUCUGCAUUGUCCUAGGAAUUCUCCUCUUGGCGGCACUCCUAGCUCUGACUUUCAUCUUUCUGAAGAUUAAAGGAAAGUAUGCCCUCCCAGUCAUGAAAAAUCAUAAUCAGGAGACAGCCACGACCACCAUCGGAAGCAACAAUGAGGUCUCUCUGACCAUCCCCAAAGAAGAAGAACCCAAGCUUUCCUUGCAAGUGGGAGCCCCACCCUCCAAGGACUCUGAAUCAGACUCUGACUAUGAACACUAUGACUUCCACAGCCAGCCCCCUGUGCCCCUCUCCACCUUUGCUAACUCCCAGAAGUACCAAGUGACAGAGGAGAUGGCCCAGCAGAACAGGUUCAGGAUGCCGACCCUGCAGGAGGAUCACCCCGUCCCAGCUCCCCAGAAUUACCAGAGGUACAACAACGAGUCAAGCACCUCUUCUGGGGAAGAUUACUGCAAUAGUCCCACCAGCAAGCUGCCUCAGUUCAACUUCCAAGGCUUUCCUUCAGAGAGCAAAUGCCUCCUGAAGGCAGCUCCUAACCUGGAGCUGGCUGGGUCUCGGGCCACUCUGCUUGAUGCCUCCAUCCCAGCUCCUCAGAAUCACCUGAGGCACAAUAGCGAGUCCAGCACCUCUUCUGGGGAAGGUUACUGCAAUAGUUCCACUGGAAAGCUGUCUCAGUCCAACUUCCAGGGCUUUUCUUCAGAGAGGAACCUCCUGGAGCCAACUCCAAAUCUGGAACUGGCUGGGUCCCGGGCCACUCUUCUUGGAACCUGCCCUGGAGUUGUUUCAGCAGCACCAGCGGCUGAGGACAGUUCCAGCACCUCCUCUGGGGAGUGGUAUGAGAAUUAUGACUCACCCCAGCCCCCUCCCUUGGUGCCCUUUGGUUGUCCAGAACCACGUACCCCAGCAGUCAUGGGCAGUCUUGAAAAUGACUCAUCUGAUGAGGAGUACGAUGACAUCAGAGCUGCAUAGGACAAGACCUAGAAAGAGAAAAAAAGGAUGCCUGUUGAUUCCUGCUCCACCUGCCGCCACUCCUGCUUCCCUGCCUUCCUUCUCUACUGGACUGCCCAGGACCAUGAGACCAUACCGAUUCAGAUCUUUGGAUUCACCAAUGUGGAGAGAAAGAUCCCCUUCCCUAACCUGAAUUAAUCAGCCUCCAUCUUGCAACUCCUGAGCCUCAAACCAAUUAACAUCAGCUGGGAUGUCUUGACCUUGGUUCCCCCAUGAAUCUACAAACGUGACGCAGCUUAUCCUUAGUAGAUGGUGGAAGGAGAAGCCAGAUUUGUAAGGAACCUCAGCAGACAUCUAGUCCAGGGAUUUGACCAAGAACCCCUUCUAUGACAAUGCCAACGCGCAGUCAUCCAGCCUCCGCUUGAACAUCUCCAGCCUUCUGAAUUAGCGCAUUCCUCUUUUGGACAGCUCCUCUUGUGCCUGACCUUUCUCAGUACUCUGAUCCCACCCCACCACCCACACUGACCCUCAUUCUGCCUUCUGGCGCCAAGUAGAACAAGCUUUAUCCUCCUACCCAAUGACAUCCCUCCCUCCACUUGAAGGACUUCCAUGUCCUCUGUGUCAUCUUUUCUCGAAUUGAAAUAUCUCGGGCUCUUCAGUCCUCCAAAGGGGCUUCUGGUCCUUCUAAACCCCUCCUCUCCUGCUAGUGAACUGCCAACAUCUCCUCCAUCUCCUAGGCUGGUUGCUCUCAAGUUGUCCCCAGAAUAUAACAGAACUGGGUCUCAAUUUAGAAUCAGAGGAUCUGGGGUUGAGUCAUGCUUCUAUAGGCCCUUGGGCAAGUCUACCUGUUAACUACAGCAGAGGUCACAGGAAGAGCCAGGCUAUGGAGAUCUCCUCGGGGUCCCAUCCCUGAGGAUCCCAGGAGGCAUUGGGGACUCCCAGUGGAGACCUCGCCUCACACCUAGAAGAGAGACCACUUCAUCCCAGAGCCCAGAGAAUUCCUUAGAAGCAGGGGCUGGAGGGUUGCUAAUGGUGAAGACUGAGACAGGAGCCCACCAUUCCUUCCCGUCCCUCUCCAGCUGAGGAGAUUUGCAGAGAGUCGUUUUAUUCUCCACUUGAUUAAAAAAAAAAGAAUGUAACUUACAGAGAAAUGGCCGCUGUACAUAAUUCCCCUUCAUCCCUGACUGGAAUGAGUCCCAAAGAAGGAGGAGAAGGUCAUUCAGUCCUGAUGACACUGAGAAUAAAUGGGCUCUCUGAGCAAAAACUGGAGU
Monodelphis domestica (gray short-tailed opossum) is the source of this 3293-nucleotide messenger RNA. RefSeq names its product CD6 molecule (gene CD6). Lineage: Eukaryota; Metazoa; Chordata; Mammalia; Didelphimorphia; Didelphidae. Gene Ontology annotation, cellular component: plasma membrane. Gene Ontology annotation, molecular function: serine-type endopeptidase activity. The record is from RefSeq and is a predicted model, not a curated record. Gene Ontology annotation, biological process: zymogen activation.